This is a messenger RNA of Carica papaya (papaya), 594 nucleotides long. The record is from RefSeq and is a predicted model, not a curated record. Lineage: Eukaryota; Viridiplantae; Streptophyta; Magnoliopsida; Brassicales; Caricaceae.
UCCGCCAUCAACUAGCCAUUUAGCCUCCAAGCCCACUUGCCUCGGCUGUAGCUUUUCCUCGUCAGUAACAAAAAACAGGAAAUGGAGUUCUCUGGGUAUCAGCAAACUUCUUCUCCUUGGCAAUAUCUCUUAGCUUCUCCUUCACUCGUUGCCUACCACCAUUUCAACCCAGAAAACUAUGUUCACUGGACUCAAACCCCUGACUCUCAUAUUUACUCUGCUGAUCUUCCCGGUGUGAGGAAAGAAGAGAUAAGGGUGGAGGUGGAGGAGACAAGGUACCUAACAAUCAGAACAGAAGCCAUUGACGAAACAACAAAGCCUGCAAGAAGCUUCAUGAGGAAGUUCAGGCUUCCGGGUAUGGUGGAUGUUAAUAGAAUAUCAGCUGGGUACGAAGAUGGUGUGUUGACUGUUACAGUUCCGAGAGCUUUUACGAGUAGGAGAGGGCUUCUUGUUGACCUCGAUAGUAUUCCUGAGAGUCUUGAGGUUACUGCAAGAGCUGCUUGAAUUUUAAAUAUUUGUUUUAAUUUGAAAAAAAAAAAAAUUUGAUUGGUUGCUAAGAAAAUAUGUGAUUGAAUCUUGUUCUGGAAUAUUCAG